CAACGGACCAGACCGAGAUUCCGACUUCGGUUCUCUCUCAGAGGGCUUUCCUCUUCCUUUCUCUCGGUAGACUAAAAAGCGAGAUAGAGAGGGAGAGUGGGGAAAAAAACAACAGAAAAAAAGGAAAAAAAACGACGAACAAGGAAAACCCCGGGAGAAGCAAGCGCGAGAGAAAACCCUAGCGCGGUGGGGUUACGUUGAUCGGAGAUUCCUGCUCUGCUUUCAUCCGGCUCCGCUCCUGGCGGUGGCUGUUCUCUAUUAAUGGUCGGUGAGGGCUGUCUGAGGAGGUGACUUUGCCCGAUCGCCAUGAUUUCAUUGCAGAACGGAAUUCGAGCUUCGGCUCGCGAUGAAGCAGCUAGCUUCCAUGCCAAGCUGGAGCCAUCCACUCCUUCAGCGAGUCUAGUGCCUUUCAAGCCCCGUGAUGCUUCUCACCAUGAAGUUGAUGAAGACACGCUCUUGGCGCUUGCUCAUCAGAUGUAUAAGUCUGGAAGCUACAAACAGGCUCUAGAGAACAGCAGUGUCCUCUACGAGAGAAAUCCCCUUCGCACUGACAAUCUACUUCUAUUGGGGGCUAUUCAUUAUCAGUUGCAUGAUUAUGAUAUGUGCAUUGCUAAAAAUGAAGAAGCUCUUCGGCUCGAGCCUCGUUUUGCUGAGUGUUAUGGAAAUAUGGCCAAUGCCUGGAAGGAGAAGGGAGAUAUAGAUCUGGCAAUUCGUUACUACUUGGUGGCCAUUGAGCUCCGUCCAAGUUUUGCAGAUGCUUGGUCUAAUUUGGCUAGUGCAUACAUGCGGAAAGGGAGACUCAACGAGGCAGCUCAGUGCUGCCGUCAGGCACUUGCUCUGAAUCCUCAUCUGGUUGAUGCUCACAGUAACCUUGGAAAUUUAAUGAAAGCACAAGGCCUGGUGCAAGAAUUCAGUACAGAUAUCAAGUUGUUAUGUACGGGCCAGGGAUCAGAUGAUGGUUGAUCUUGUUGUAACUUCCAUGUGCAACACACCGAAUUGUCAGAACUAACAUUUUGUGCAGGCAUACAGCUGUUAUAUUGAGGCUCUCCGCAUACAACCAAGCUUUGCUAUUGCAUGGUCGAAUCUUGCUGGUCUCUUUAUGGAGUCUGGUGACCUGGCUAGAGCUCUUCAAUACUAUAAGGAAGCUGUAAAGCUUAAGCCUUCAUUUCCUGAUGCGUACUUAAACCUGGGAAACGUGUACAAGGGUUUGGGUAGGCCUCAAGAAGCUAUUGCAUGCUACCAGCGUGCUAUUCAAAGUAGGCCAAAUUAUUCUAUAGCAUACGGAAAUUUAGCCAGUACGUAUUACGAGCGAGGGCAGCUGGAUUUGGCAAUUCUUCAUUAUAAGCAAGCCAUUAGUUUUGAUCCCAGAUUUUUGGAGGCUUAUAAUAAUUUGGGUAAUGCACUUAAAGAUGUGGGUCGCGUGGAUGAAGCAAUUCAAUGCUAUAGUCAAUGCCUUUCAUUACAACCCAGUCACCCACAAGCUCUUACGAACCUGGGGAACAUAUACAUGGAAUGGAACAUGUCAGCCGCAGCUGCUUCAUACUAUAAAGCAACUCUUGCUGUAACCACUGGACUGUCUGCUCCUUUCAACAAUCUUGCUGUUAUCUAUAAGCAACAGGGGAAUUACGCAGAUGCUAUAUCGUGCUACAAUGAGGUUCUUAGGAUCGAUCCUUCGGCAGCUGAUGGUCUAGUGAACAGAGGUAAUACGUACAAGGAAAUUGGUAGGGUAACUGAAGCUAUACAAGAUUACAUCCGUGCGAUUACUGUCCGACCAACUAUGGCUGAAGCACAUGCAAACUUGGCCUCUGCUUACAAGGACAGUGGUCAUGUGGAGGCUGCUGUGAAGAGCUAUAGACAGGCAUUGCUUCUCCGACCUGAAUUUCCUGAGGCAACUUGUAACCUUCUACACACGCUGCAGUGUGUCUGUAGCUGGGAGGAGCGGGAUAUGAUGUUCAAUGAAGUUGAAGGGAUUAUUCGGAGGCAGAUCAAUUCCUCUGUUCUCCCUAGUGUACAACCGUUCCAUGCUAUAGCAUAUCCUUUGGAUCCAAUGCUUGCUCUAGAAAUAAGCCGUAAAUAUGCUGCUCAUUGCUCUAUGGUUGCUACUCGGUUUGCACUUCCUCCUUUCAACCAUCCUUCUCCAAUUCCUAUUAAGUGUGAUCAUGGAAGCGAGAGGCUUAGAAUUGGAUAUGUGAGCAGUGACUUUGGCAAUCAUCCUUUGUCACAUCUCAUGGGAUCUGUGUUUGGCAUGCACAACAGGACUAAUAUUGAGGUUUUCUGCUACGCGUUGAGUGCAAAUGACGGUACUGAGUGGCGGCAGCGUAUCCAGUCUGAAGCUGAACACUUCAUAGAUGUUUCUUCCAUGUCGUCAGAUAUGAUUGCCAAAUUGAUUAAUGAAGACAAGAUACAGAUCCUGAUCAACCUUAAUGGUUACACCAAGGGUGCAAGAAAUGAGAUUUUUGCUAUGCGUCCGGCACCAAUUCAGGUCUCGUAUAUGGGUUUUCCCGGAACCACAGGAGCAACAUACAUAGACUAUUUGGUGACUGACGAGUUCGUUUCACCUGUCAAAUAUGCCCACAUCUACUCCGAGAAACUUGUUCAUCUACCUCAUUGUUAUUUCGUAAAUGAUUAUAAACAGAAAAAUUUGGAUGUGUUGGAUCCAAACUGUCAGCACAAACGAUCAGAUUAUGGGCUUCCAGAAGAUAAAUUCAUAUUUGCGUGCUUUAACCAGUUGUACAAAAUGGAUCCUGAAAUAUUUAACACCUGGUGCAACAUUCUUAAACGGGUACCGAACAGUGCCCUUUGGCUAUUGAGGUUCCCUGCAGCUGGGGAAAUGAGACUUCGUGCAUAUGCUGCUGCUCAAGGAGUACAGCCGGACCAAAUCAUUUUCACCGAUGUUGCCAUGAAACAAGAGCAUAUCAGGCGUAGUGCUCUGGCAGAUCUCUUCCUGGACACGCCAUUAUGCAAUGCUCACACCACAGGGACCGAUAUUUUGUGGGCGGGUUUACCAAUGGUGACACUUCCACUUGAGAAAAUGGCCACUAGAGUUGCAGGAUCACUUUGCCUUGCCACUGGAAUUGGUGAUGAGAUGAUUGUCAGCAGUAUGAAAGAGUACGAAGAGAGGGCAGUAUCCUUGGCUUUGAGUCAGCCAAAAUUGCAGGCCCUAACCAAUAAACUGAAGUCGAUUCGGCUGACUUGUCCGCUGUUCGACACCACACGUUGGGUGAAGAAUCUUGAUAGGGCAUACUUCAAGAUGUGGAGUAUUUACUGCGCAGGGCAGGAACCACAUCACUUUAAGGUGGCGGAGAAUGAUUCGGAAUUCCCUUAUGAUAGGUCAUCUUGAUGAAUAGUGGGAGAUAAUUCGGCGAUGUAGAUAAUACCAGAAGAGUAAAUUAGGAAAGGGCAAGGAAAACGAUAUGACCAUUAACAAGAAUGCAUAUAUUAUAUGAUGCAAAAUGUGAUGUGGACAUCGAUGUGUACCAUACAUGAUUAUGAACCCGAUAGAGGUGGCAAAUGAUCGGAUUGAUGAAUUCAUAGAUUGGUUUCGUGGAUUGAACUCAGAGAUUAUGUGAAGUCAUUAUUCAACAAUCUAAGGUAGACCUGUGGGAUCACCAUGUAUUCACAGCUUAGUGCAGCGGGACUAGCUGAGCUAUGUGCAUCGGAGGCCAAGGCGUAGGUGUUUAUUAGAGUUCUAGAGGUAGGACCUACGAACCACACCUCAUGUGGCUGCAUCUUCUAUCUGUUGGGAGCAUGGUAAAGGAAACCGUACCGGACAUCAUACCGGAUUCCUUUCUGGUAUGGUAUUUUGUGGUACGACCGUGGUUCAACCGUUUUGUACCGGGGAGGGGCGCGCGUGCCGGUGCCGGAGACGAUCGUCGGUCGUCGAGCAGAGGAGGGAGGAUCGCCGGUCGUCGAGCAUAGGAGGGAGGGUCGCCGCUCGUCGAGCAGAGGAGGGAGGGCUGCCGGUCGUCGAGCGGAGGAUGGAGGGUCGAGCAGAAGAGAAUUCGCGUGGGCAGCGGCAGCAAAAGAAGCGGCCCGAUGAUUUAGGGUUUUCCUUUUAGGCUUCGGCCGUUUUUUUUUUUUUUUCCUAAUGCAAAACGGCGCCGUGUCCUCCUUAUCAGUUCACCCCCGGUUAGACCAAAACCGGGCGGUUUUUUGAGUUGAACCGGUUUUACCGGUAAAACCGACCGAAACGUUUCUUUCGCUACAAACCGUGUAUCGUAUCGACCAGGCGCCGAUUUCCAGUUUUACCGGUUCAACCGGCCGGUACGAUCCGGUUUCCUUUACCAUGGUUGGGAGGCAACCAUUUUUGAGAUAGCUGCAAUUUCGCUUAGAAGCUUGGCAACUCGACAACUAACCCUACUCUUUGAUGGCUUGUUGGUUUCGAUUGGGG
This is a messenger RNA of Linum tenue, 4390 nucleotides long. The record is from the annotation of a GenBank genome assembly. NCBI's taxonomy places the organism in Eukaryota, Viridiplantae, Streptophyta, Magnoliopsida, Malpighiales, Linaceae.